ACGCGGAAGUUUGUUGCUCCAGUGUCUUAUCUAAGCCGCCCGUAAAAAGAAGGACAUUUUAUUCUUAUUUAUGUGUUUAGCUUAAACUUUAUGGUGUUUUAGUCAUCUACGCGGAGACAAUUUGACCAGGUUUUAGCGACGGAAAAUGUUCAAGGCAAAAAUAGUCCUUAUUGGUCCCAAAGAGUGUGGGAAAACCGCCCUCGCAAACUUUCUUUCCAGCACGACAGAAUACCUCGAUGGCGAGUACAGACCCACUCAGGGGGUCCGGAUCCUGGAGUUUGAAUCCCAUCUUGAGGGGAGCGGCGACAGAACAUGUGAGGUGGAGCUCUGGGACUGUUCAGGGGAUUUCAAGUUUGAGUCGUGCUGGCCCGCCCUCAUGAAGGACAGCAGCGGCGUGGCGAUCACCUUCAAUCCCGACGUUCCGACUCACCUGAAAGAAAUCGAGACUUGGCACUCGGUGUUCGUCUCCUCCCAGGGUUUGCAGGACAGUCAGUGUUUGCUCAUAGCUCACCACAAGCCGGGGAGCGAAGCAGAAAACGGACGGCUGCCUUUAGCAUCAACUCUGGGAAAACUGCAGCUGAUUCACUCCAACCUGGAGGAGGAGCCUGAAGACGUGAGGAGGGCGUUCUGCAGAUACCUGGGAACCGUGGUCAACGCCAUGUCGGAAAGUCGGGAACGCGAGGAGAUGUCCAUCAUUUCGUAGCUGAAACCUUUGGACACGACGACGUGUUUCAAAAGUGAUGUUUGCUGGACGAUAUGAGUUCAUGUUCCGUCUCUUCUUUGGUUUGUUCAGCUUUUUGUAAAUAAAACAAACAUUUUUUCUUCAGAA
Molecule: messenger RNA, 829 nt
Organism: Oryzias melastigma (Indian medaka)
Lineage: Eukaryota; Metazoa; Chordata; Actinopteri; Beloniformes; Adrianichthyidae
Gene: ift22
Product: intraflagellar transport 22 homolog (Chlamydomonas)
Exons: 5
Coding region: 146-703 (185 amino acids)
Biological process (GO): intracellular protein transport
Cellular component (GO): endomembrane system
Molecular function (GO): GTPase activity
Source: RefSeq, a predicted model, not a curated record